Molecule: messenger RNA, 754 nt
Organism: Volvox carteri f. nagariensis
Lineage: Eukaryota; Viridiplantae; Chlorophyta; Chlorophyceae; Chlamydomonadales; Volvocaceae
Gene: cks1
Exons: 4
Coding region: 105-371 (88 amino acids)
Biological process (GO): regulation of mitotic cell cycle
Cellular component (GO): SCF ubiquitin ligase complex; cyclin-dependent protein kinase holoenzyme complex
Molecular function (GO): histone binding; cyclin-dependent protein serine/threonine kinase activator activity; protein kinase binding
Source: RefSeq, a predicted model, not a curated record
CCGUGAUUUUGUACAUCUUACGCCAUAAGGCUGUGAUCAUAACUUUCUAAUCUUUUUAAAAAAAUAUUUGUUUCAGUCUUGCCUUGAGUACAAAACCGCCCGCGAUGGCUCAGAACAACAUCCAAUACUCUGAGAAAUACUAUGAUGACAUCUAUGAAUACAGGCAUGUUGUGCUUCCCCAAGAGAUUGCACAGCUGCUGCCGAAGGGUCGCCUUUUAUCUGAGAAUGAAUGGCGCGCAUUGGGAGUGCAGCAAUCCCGCGGUUGGGUACACUACGCAAUUCACCGACCCGAGCCACAUAUCAUGCUCUUCCGGCGACCAAAGGGCUACGGUCAAGGGCCUGUUGCUCCCGACGCGCUCCAAGUCCAGUGAGGGUCUGCAGGGCGAGCCCAGCUGCAGCCCCUGGGAUCGUCAGCGGCGGUGUUGGCUGUCGUGUGUCAAGUAGCUGUCCGCAGGAGGUUAGUCCAGCAUAGAUAUCUGGCAUCUAUUUUAAGACUGUUCAGCUGUCGUUGAUGAGAGGAGUUCGUAACUUACAGUCAGGAUGUUGGGUACAUUUAGGAAUGAAUGAACGGGCCAUACUAGCAUCGUCUACACUUGUACACAGAACUAAUAUCGUGCACAGUAUUUCAAGGGGCGUGGAACGCUGAUUUCUGUGCACCUGUGUGCACACAGUACCCAUGACUAUCCGUAUCUUCGUAGGUCCAUGCCUGUUGCAGCAAGGGACCGUGCAAAAGAAUGUAAUUGUAACUGACUAA